Lethenteron reissneri (Far Eastern brook lamprey) is the source of this 4117-nucleotide messenger RNA. RefSeq names its product failed axon connections homolog, metaxin like GST domain containing (gene FAXC). Gene Ontology annotation, cellular component: cytoplasm. NCBI's taxonomy places the organism in Eukaryota, Metazoa, Chordata, Hyperoartia, Petromyzontiformes, Petromyzontidae. The record is from RefSeq and is a predicted model, not a curated record.
ACAAUAAACACAGUCGGUGCCUGGACAUUGUCCCGGUUGUAAUGGCAAAAAACAACAACAUUCGAGUCUAAAUAAUAGGCAACCUUCAGCUCACAUUCACGAGCCGCGUCCAUUGAAUGAGCCGUCGUGCUGGCGAUGGGACUCGCUUAAGGAUGCUUUAAAAUAAAAGCUUAAUCAUUGAAGGCGGCCCACAAACGGUGGAGGAGCGGCUCGCAAUGAUGUGGACCAAUCAGUGCUCCCCGUGGCCUGUGGGCGGCGCCUGGCAACGGGCUUGGCUGACGUACGAAUGGGGAUGGAGCUCCUGGCAGGUGCCGCCACUGCAGCCCUGCUUCCUCUCGCUGUUGGCCGGCGAGAAGAUUGGUGGGGUCUGUCUGGCGGAGAGCGGCGGGUGCGGUGGAGUUGGCGGCGGCGGUGGCGGUGGAGGAGGCAGCGGCGGUGGAAUUGGCGGAACGGGGUGCCCUGCCACCCAGGCCGGGUUCCUGUCGCUGCUGGCAGGCGGUGGCGGCGGAGACAUUGGGGGCAGCCCCCCAGCUUGCACAGGAGACGUGAGCUGGUGCCGCAAAGCACUGUGGGUAGCGGGCGGGGCGCUGCUUGCCACGGCGGCGUUCAUCAUCCGCGAGGUGAUCAUAUCUACCAGGUGCACCGUGGCUGACGAUGCGAGCGGGGAUGUCGUGAUCCUGCACCAGCACGCUCGGCCCAAGGGCGGCGCUCCCAGUCUCUACCCCGCGUGCCUCACCGCCGAGACGCAUCUGCGAAUGGCACGGCUGCCCUACAAGGUGUGCAGCGAUGCGUGGCUGCCCCCGCACGCUGUCUCACCAUGGCUGGAGGUCCCGUGUGGACACGGGAAGACGCAAGCCGUGCAGGGCAUCGAGGCCGUCCGAGACUUCAUGGAGUCGCUCAGCGGUGACUCGGCAGUUCUGCCCGCCAGCGCUCACCAGUGCGGGGUGGCGCGCGCCGUCAUCAAGAUGCUGGAGGACCACACAUACUGGGCGCUGUGCAGCGUGCAGUGGCUGGAGUGCGAGGAGACGAUGCGCCGCCUGGUGCGCGUGACGGGGCCCUUCCCGCGCCUGCACGCGCGCCUGCGCUGCGGCCUCGUGUGCGCCGAGCUGCGGCGUGAGCUGGCGGCGCACGGGCUGGCGUGGGCCGCGCGCCCGCAGGAGGCGCAUCGCGCCAUCGAGAGCGACAUCCGCGCCGUCGCCAACAUCCUGGGAACGAAGCGCUACAUGCUGGGUGACCGACCUGGUGCUACGGAUGCCUGCGUCUUCGCUCACCUCUCCAUCGCACUGUGGCUGUUGCCUGGCUCGCGGCCGCACCAGCUGCUCACCGAGGAACUGCCGAGCCUCGUGGCGUUCUGCCACCGCAUGCGCAAGCGCUACUGGCCCGAGUGGCUCCCGGACGGUGACGAUGGCGGCCCCGCGGGUUGGCGCAGGGCCGACGAGAACGGCAAUCGACGAGUGGCGACGGCGACCGAGGAGGACGAGGAGGAGGAGGAGUGCGACUUUCUGAGCAGCGAGGACCCGCUCAGCGAGGAGCCGAGCCUCAGCGGGGAGCCGUGCAGCGACACCUCGCUCCAGGUCGACUCAGAGUGAUCGCGAGGAGUCUCGUCCGGUGAUGGUAAUCGCGGGAGUAAUGCUUCGGCAAAAAAAUAAAAAACCUCUCAAAGCCAGGCCCGAGUCAGCCGGAAUGUGGCGGUAUGCUGGAAAGGUAUACCCGAAAAUAAAUUAGUAAACCAAAAAAUGGAAUGUUGUCUGAAUGGGGCGUCCACCAGGAUAGGCAGCGAUGAAGUCAGUUGGUGCGCAGGUGCUCGGCGAAUGAUUACAUCGCACGACCAUGAGAGGUGGCAGUUGUCUUGUGGAGGUUUUCAUCCAGCAGUUGAUUGUUCAUGGCUGAUGAUGAUGAUGAAAGCAAAAAUAUCCGACUGGAACACUUUGCACGCUAAUUAGUCCGUACGCUAAUUAUGACAAAUUGUUCUGUUAGUCAAUCCACAUCCGUCAGCUUACCAGCGUCCUAAAGCUCAGUGCCAAUCAUGUGUAGGAAUUCUCAAAUGCGCUUCCACCCGACCAUUGCAAGAAACGCAAUUGACGUGCAAUAGCGUACAAGUAAUUCUAAAGCGAUAAACUUAUCUGUUGAUUGGCAUUCGUUGAGCCCAUGCCCUUGGAUGCCACGUGGUCUGGUAUGCACUCUCUCGCUCUUAAAAAGUAACAAUAAAUAAUUGAAUAAAUUCUUCAAGCCUGUCAGAAAAUCUCUUCAUACUUCCACAUCCAGUGAGCUUCAGCUUUCCCUCUCUGCUACGUGCCGAUGGUAAGCGACUCGGAUAGAGAACUGUUAUGAGAAAAAAUGUAAAUAUGAUAUUGUAAAUCUUUGGUUAAUUUUUAAUUAAACGCGUCAGGUGUAAAUUACACGUGUAAAUGUAAUUUUUUUGCAUUGACAAUGAUGUGGUUUAGUUCACAUUUUUGUCAGUAUGUCUCGGGCGUCCGCCGUAACUGGAAAGGUUCUCCCCAAAAAUGAGUCCGGCUUCGAGAGGUUUUGCGUUAAUCGUGGUGAGAGGUGAGGUGUGAUAUGAUGUGGCCGGGGCAGCCGCUCAGGGAGUGGGGGUUCAUAAGAGCCGUGUCGGAGAGACUUGAGCUGAAAACGCCAAUGUCUUUGGGUUUGAAUCCAGGUUUCAGCCGCCCCAAAUAUGAUCAAACCCGGCUCUCUCUCGUGUGUCCAAGGGAUGCGUCUCCCGAUUUUGGCGUCAUUCGAAAAAUAAAAAUCGGACCUAGGUACAAGAAUUGUCGAGACGAGUUUCAGAUUAAUCUGUAAUGGGAAUGUUUCGUAACCCUCCACCACCCGACACAGCCAAUUAGUAAGGGAUUUGUCACGUAGACAAACGCCAAUUAGUUACUACUUUAGCCCACCAGUGUGUUUGAGAGUAAAUCCACAACAUUUACAAUUUGAGUACUCAAGAGUAAAUCCACACCGUUGGGCUGAAGUAGUAAACUAAUUGGCGUUUGUCUACGUGACAAAUCCCUUACUAAUUGGCUGUGUCGGGUGGUGGAGGGACACGACACAUUUAUACUUGCGUGAUCUAACCCAAAAACCUUAAUUAUGAAUAAUAUUGGUCGCGAAAGCCUACGUGUUAAACUGAAAAAGGAAGUUAACAUCACCAUUGGAACCUCACUUUCCAGUAAAAAAUAUGAUAAUUGUUUUUUUACCCUUCUAUCUGGCAACAAAAAUGACUGCAGGUAUUGUGGUCUAUGCAAACAUGACUCCUUGUAAAAAAGGUGUCAGUUUUGUUGCCAGAUAGAAGGGUAAAAAACCAAUUAUCAAUGACGGAGAUAAUGCAGGCCAACGACGAUUAUGUCAAUGUCGCUUGGGCUGUGUUCCUCGGUGGUGCAGGGGGUGGGGGGAAUGGUGGCGCCUGGCGUUGUAAGGCCGGAGGCGUACGAGUCGAUAACCAAGUCUAAAUGAUCCUCGUUGUCGAUCCAAAGUUUUCAUUGAAAAGCUGAGAAUGGUAAAUCCGAAGUGUUUUAACGUGAAACGCUUUCCUUAAGUAUCAUACGUUGAUCUUCUUGGCCUGGUGACCAGCAACUGCAUAACAAAAAGCUUAUUCGCUAUAACUUUGCCCUUAAUUCAACUAAACCUACAGCGCCAAGAACGUUUUCAGGUUUUUAUAUAUAUAUAUAUGGAAUGAACGCUCUACAGAGAAUAUGAUCGGUGUUCCCUAAAUCAGGAUAAAGAGACCUGGUUUGUAGUGAAUUGAAGUGAAAGUAGUCCUAUGACACCAUCUUCAGGGCUUGUUUCCAGACACAGGACGGUGCACUACUCGCUGUGAGCAUUUCAUAUGGGAAUGUCUUCUUCAUUUGGCAUAGCGCAUGGCACAAAUUUCAUACAAUUGGGCAAUUAGGCCAAACAAUAUUUGAGGAAAGCCUUAAGUGGCUGGGUUGCUCAAACGACUUAGAAUGGUCGUGUUAAAAGACCAUCAGCCAGCACCAUGGAAAUUUUAUUCUUCUUAUUCUUGGUUCUUUCGGUAAAGUCACGUAGAAGGGAAAUAAUAAAAUAAUAUAAAUAUAAAACAAUAAAAAUUCUCAUGACGUUUCGACUGCAACACAAGCAAUCAUCAUCAGGUGUGAAAUCC